ACGGAAGUGAGUUCAGAGUUGCCGAGUCUUUCCACUCCACCCCGCCUGGCGCAGGCGCGAUACCUCGGGCAGCCAGGAUCUCCAGCCCCGCCUCGGUGAGGAAGUCCCGCCUGUGCCCCUUGGCGGCUGGGGUCUUGUGUGGCAGCGCUGCAGGGAUGCCCCGCUAUUGCGCAGCGAUUUGCUGUAAGAACCGCCGGGGACGAAAUAAUAAAGAGCGGAAGCUUAGUUUUUACCCGUUUCCUCUACAUGACAAAGAAAGACUUGAAAAAUGGUUAAAGAAUAUGAAACGAGAUUCAUGGGUUCCAAGUAAAUACCAGUUCCUGUGUAGUGACCAUUUUACUCCUGACUCUCUUGACAUCAGAUGGGGUAUUCGCUAUUUGAAACAAACUGCAAUUCCAACAAUAUUUUCUUUGCCUGAAGACAAUCAGGUAUUGGAGGAGAAAGAUCCUUCCAAAAAAAAAUCUCAGAAGAAAAAAUUGAAAAGUGAGAAAGAAGUAUGCCUAAAAGCCAAGUCAGAAGAAUCCUUUGCAUCAAAUGAGCCAAAGAAGCAUCCAGUUAAUACAGAUCUCCUCCCUGAACAUACAGAAUUACUUGAAUCAUCUGCCUUGGUAAAACCACCAGAUCCAAAAGCAGAAAGUGUGCAAAAUAACAUAUUAACUCUUAGUCUAGUUAAACAAGGUACCAGAAAACCAGAAUCUACAUUGGAAACAUCAGUUAACCAAGACAUGGGAAUAGGUGGUUUUCACACAUCAUUUGAGAAUCUAAGUUCUACAACUAUUACUUUGACAACUGCAAGUUCAGAGGGCAUUCAGCAGCCUUUAGAAACCCAAGAAGUGAUUGAAAUAACUACUAAUCAUCUUGCUAACCCACACUUUACAAAUAAUUCUGUGGAAGUUAAGUCAGCACAGGAAAAUCCAUUCAUACUCAGCACAGUUACUCAAACAGUUGAAGAAUUAAACACAGAUAAAGAAUCCGUUAUUGCCAUUUUUGUACCUACAGAAAAUUCCAAACCUGCAAUUAAUUCUUUUAUACCUGCCCCCAAAGAAACAGUGGAAAUGGAAGAUAUAGACAUUGAAGACUCAUAUAAGGAUGUAGACUAUGAGACAGAAGUUUUACAGAUUGAGCAUUCUUACUGCAGACAAGAUGUAAGUAAGGAACAUCUUUGGCAGAAAGUGUCUAAACUACAUUCAAAGAUAACUCUCCUUGAGUUACAGGAACAACAAACUCUAGGGAGAUUGAAGUCUUUGGAAGCUCUUAUAAGGCAGCUAAAACAGGAAAACUGGCUAUCGGAAGAAAAUGUCAAGAUUAUAGAAAACCAUUUUACAACAUAUGAAGUUACUAUGAUAUAGAUUAAGAGGUUUCCAAGUUUGUGACUUUAAUGUAAGGUUUCUGUUAGCCAAACCAAAUUCUGUGUGAAGUGAACUUUUUCCUGUGUAAAGUUCUUAACCUUAAGCCAAGCAAGUGCUCUAAUGUUAUGAACUGCAUCCUAUUCUUAUUAUGCUCAUUUUUUGAAAAACAACUCGAGAGUUAUUGAGUAGAUGACAUUUCAAUGCUUGUUAAUUUUCCAAAUUUAAAGUAAAAACUUAGUGAAUAAGUAAUAUGAUUCAGUCAUAAAAUGAAAGAACACAGAUAUGGUAAGCAAGAGCCCAGAAUAGAAGUCAGGUUCCAGAAUCAGUCCUGAUUCUACCAUUGAGAUGUGUCUUGGACAAGUUACUUAAGAUUGAGUCCCAGUCUCUUUAUUUGUAGAAGAAGGGCACUGAACUAGAUCUCUUACAUAGUUGUUUCUUUUUAGUUUCUUCCCUUUCUAGAAAAUACUUGUAAUAGAACAAGUUUUCUGUAUGAUAAUCUUGCACAAAAGUAGAUGCUGGCUAGAAUUUUCUACUAUUACCUGUUAGGUUCUUCUCAAUAUGUAUUAAAUUCUGUGUUGCUUGACCUUUGGGCUAUAAUUUUUUGUAUUAUACAGCUUCCCUGAUGGCUCGAGCAGUAAAGAAUCCACCUGCAAUGCAGGAGAGCCAGGUUUGAUACCUGGGUCGGGAAGAUCCCCUGGAGAAGGGAAUGGCAACCCACUCCAGUAUUCUUGCCUGGAGAAUCCCAUGAAUAGAAGAGCCUGGAGGUCUGCAGUCCGUGGGGUCACAAAGAGUUGGACAUGACUAAGCAACUAAUAUUUUUUGUAUUUUACCAGAAAAUACUCUUGUUAGGUUUUAUUCCAGUUGAACUAAAAUAAGGAAUCAACCAUUAGCCUAGUUCUUAGGAGAGGUACUUUAAACUUGAAAGAAUAUGUAUCUUAUAUGUAGCUGACCAUCAUAAUACACAGUUAUUUGAAUUGACACCCUGCAAUUAAAGUUAUUUUUAUAAACCAAAAAUUUCAAUGAGGUUAAUUUUUUAAGAAUUAACAGUUUGUAUCUAUUUAAAAUGUAUAACCUUUAAACGUGUGCAUGUCUCAUUUUAAAAUUCCAGAAUAGAAUAAUACUUCUUAUUAUACCUUCCCACUUACAUGUAUUUUAUUAAAAUAAAUUAUAGAUAGGUGGUGAUGACCAUGGCUUUCCAAGUGGUGCAAUGAUAAAGAAUCUGCCUGCCAAUGCAGGAGAUGCAGGUUAAUCCCUGGGUUGGAAGGGUCCCCUGAAGUAAGAAAUGGCAACCCACUCCAGUAUUCUUGCCUAAAAAAUUCCUUGGGCAGAGUAGCCUGAGAGGCUACAGCCCAUGGAGUUGCUGUUUUUCUAAAUGGAUGGUGAUUAUUUGGGGUUAUAUUUCACUUAGUUUUUUAGGCUAAUAAGAUUAAUUAGCAUUAUAUGAAUGUGUAUUAGCUAAUUAUAAAAAAGUUAAUCAGAGGUGUCCUUAUAACCAUGGGAGGAAAAAUCCUUAACAUUUUUGUAUAAAUUAUGUACAUAUAAUUAAUAAAGUUGAUAUAUUAAGUUCCA
Messenger RNA from Bubalus bubalis (water buffalo), 2918 nucleotides. It is a transcript of the gene THAP5, whose product is annotated as THAP domain containing 5. The record is from RefSeq and is a predicted model, not a curated record. NCBI's taxonomy places the organism in Eukaryota, Metazoa, Chordata, Mammalia, Artiodactyla, Bovidae. Bases 156 to 1349 code for a protein of 397 amino acids. Gene Ontology annotation, cellular component: nucleus. The transcript is spliced from 3 exons.